AUGGCAGUCGCUAUAGCCUAGGUGAGCAGGCAUGUAAGAGACGUAUGUGCAUUUUUUCUUAUUGUAGUUUUUAUAUCCCGAUAAACGUGAUCGUAAACGGGCGGUCCGUAGUAAUACUUCAGGGCAUUGGCGAGUAGCGGUCUCCCAAAGCAUGUAUAUUUAAUUAGAUGACACUUGAGGUGGACGCCCGUUAGAGUUCUCCCAGAUAGGUGGGUGGCUAAUGGCCUGUGAUUAAUUGCUAUGGGACAGAUUUUGUUCAUGUAGCCCAUAUCUGCUGAUACGGCGGUUUUCAUUUUCUCUGAUCACUGCCAGAGAAUCAAAUUCUCCUCCGCGAAACAGUUUUCAGGGGACUUGCGCGGUCCUCCAGCAGCUAGCAGUAUAUCACCGCCCAGGCAGCGCUCGCAUUAUUUCAGCGGUGUGAUAUCUAAAGCCGCGGCAGCGGCAGCGCCACAAGAGCUCUGCUGCUGCAGCGCUUUCAAACCCGCGAAGAAGCGGAGGCGGACUUAAAAUAGGCUACAAAAUAUACUCCACAAUUAAGUGGUACUAAAAUAAAAUAUUUAGACAUUUUAAAUCAUUCUGAUCAUUCUGGAGAGAAAAAUUGGACUGAAGGAGACUCUACAGAAACGGGCAUAUGAACAUGACAGUAACAUUCGCGAACUGUUGAACAAGGAUUUGUGAGACGAUGUCACUUCACGCUUUAAAAUCCCAGGGAUCUGCGUGUAAUGCCGAAUGCCUAACUGUAGCCUACUUGUCCUGCAACAAAGAGACGUGGAUGAAUUUUGCCUGCUUUGUUUAAGCUAGCAGUAGGCAAAUUGCCGGGCGAUUUACUAAAAAAAACUUUGAAUAUUAAAUAUAAAAGGGAAAAACGCGUACAGAAUUCAAAUCGUUCUUAAGACAGGUAGCAGGUGGUUGAGUGGGACAAGGAUCUUUGGACAGAAGCCGCCCGAGAAACAAGUUAACCAAGAUUUUCUAUAUAGCCUAUAAUAUUGGCGGUAGGCUGGUCUAAUCAGCUAUUCGUUGAACUAGCAGCAGUUUUCUCCGUGACUUUUGCAUUCGCUUUUGGAUGCUUUUAUUUUCAAACACACUCUGGGGGCGUUGAAUUCACCGCAUAGAUUUAAUACUGCAUCCUCCGUCCCAGCGGGGGAGUAGGCUACGAUAUGCUCAUACCAGUCCUCCUCAAUGCGUGGAAAUCGCAGACUAAGUACGGUGGUGUAACAGUGGUUUCCUAUGGUAUACCGCAUAGAGACUAAUUUUCUGCACCGUACGACGGCGGCUCCGAGGAGAAAGUUGGAAAAGGGGGAGAGAAAAAAAAAAAAAGACCCCGCCGAAGAUCAUUUUUUUCAUCACCACACUGCACUGGACAGCGACUCGUAAAAUGACUCGCAGUGCCCCCUUCUGUAGUUUAGGGAAAACCAGGAUUAUUUUGGAUUUCCAAACGACUUCGAUCGGAUUGAUUUGUUUCGAAGCUUAAACACGGAAUCGUUUAAAGUUAUUUCGAGCGCUUCCAACAACUCCUCUGCCUUGGCGUCGCGAGGCGUUUGAGCGCCAAUCCGCGACAAGGAAGCACGAAAGGACCCGUUAACGCGCUGGAAUAAAGGAGGAGUUUACUUGUGUGAACCCCGGUGGCCCGAUGUGCAUCUCUGUCCUGGCGGAAGCAGAGAUUAAAAACUCCUGACAGGGGCCAGAGAAGAGCGGGGGGAAAAAACAGCUCAUCAUCACUCACCUUUCUCCUUCCUAAUGCUUCCUGAGCAGGCUCUCCACGGGCCUGCCAGACAUUUUUAUAUGGCGGACGCUUGUGCAAAUUUCUCGCGAUUUGCUGGCGAGAACGGAGAGCAGUAGAAGACCCAAAUCGGAACCUAAUUCAUAUUUUCUCACAGCCAUGGAGAUGGAGUUUUUUUGGACUCUUCGUCCUAAAGGGUACUGAGAUUAACCCUCUGGACUACUGUUAUUCUAAAUUAUUCUUUUUUCUUUUUGUCCUGAAGGAUUCAGGAUUGAUUUUUUUAUUUGAAAUUUUUGUUUUUUGGGACCGCCAUCAUGCGUCAGCCGCACUGCGUGCAGGAAGUGACACCGGCGCGGAGGGGAAGUCUGGGGUCGGCGCUGACCUUCCUCUGCUGCUUCCUGCUGGCGUCGGCGGCCCGGCCCAAGGGCCCCGGCCACAACUACCUGAACUCCAUCCGCAUCGACGGGGACAUCUCGCUGGGCGGGCUGUUCCCCGUGCACGCGCGCGGCAGCGAGGGCAAGCCCUGCGGCGAGCUGAAGAAGGAGAAGGGCAUCCACCGGCUGGAGGCCAUGCUCUUCGCCCUGGACCGCAUCAACAACGACCACGAGCUGCUGCCCAACAUCACGCUGGGCGCCCGCAUCCUGGACACCUGCUCGCGCGACACCCACGCCCUGGAGCAGUCGCUCACCUUCGUCCAGGCGCUCAUCGAGCGCGACGGCUCUGACGUCAAGUGCCCCGGCGGCGGCCAGCCCGUGGUCAGCAAGCCCGAGCGGGUGGUGGGCGUCAUCGGCGCCUCCGCCAGCUCCGUCUCCAUCAUGGUGGCCAACAUCCUGCGGCUCUUCAAGAUCCCGCAGGUGAGCUACGCCUCCACGGCGCCGGAGCUGAGCGAUAACAGCCGCUACGACUUCUUCUCGCGCGUGGUGCCGCCGGACACCUACCAGGCGCAGGCCAUGCUGGACAUCGUCAAGGCGCUGGGCUGGAACUACGUCUCCACGGUGGCGUCCGAGGGCAACUACGGGGAGAGCGGCGUGGACGCCUUCAUCCAGAAGUCCCGCGAGGAGGAGGGCGUGUGCAUCGCCCAAUCGGUGAAGAUCCCGCGCGAGCCGAGGCCGGGCGAGUUCGAGAAGGUCGUCCGCCGCCUGCGGGAGAACCCGAACGCGCGGGUGGUCAUCCUGUUCGCCAGCGAGGACGACAUCAGACGGCUCCUGCAAGCAGCCAAGAAGGCCAACCAGACGGGCCAUUUCCUGUGGGUGGGGUCAGACAGCUGGGGGUCAAAAAUUUCCCCAGUGCUGCACCAGGAAGACGUGGCGGAGGGGGCAGUGACCAUCCUACCCAAACGCAUGUCCAUCAGAGGGUUCGACCGCUACUUCAUCAGCCGCACUUUGGACAACAACCGGAGGAACAUCUGGUUCGCCGAGUUCUGGGAGAACAACUUCCACUGCAAGCUGAGCCGCCACGCCCUAAAGAAGGGGUCCGGCAUCCGGAAGUGCACCAACCACGAGCGGAUCGGGAAGGACUCGUCGUACGAGCAGGAGGGGAAGGUGCAGUUUGUGAUCGACGCGGUGUACGCCAUGGCCCACGCCCUGCACCGCAUGCACAAGGAGCUGUGCCCGGGGCACGUGGGGCUCUGCCCCAAGAUGGACCCCAUCAACGGCACUGCCCUGCUCCGGUUCAUCCGCAGCACCAAGUUCUCAGGAAUCGCGGGACACCCGGUGCUCUUCAACGAAAACGGCGACGCGCCGGGCCGCUACGUGAUCUACCAGUACCAGAUCAGAAACGGCUCGACCGAAUACCGGAUCAUCGGCCACUGGGCGGACCGCCUCUCUCUGAAUGUCCAGGCGAUGCAGUGGCCCGGCGGCGUCCGGCAGGUGCCCGAGUCCAUCUGCAGCCAGCCGUGCAACCCGGGCGAGCGGAUGAAGAUCGUGAAGGGCACCCCCUGCUGCUGGCACUGCGAGCGCUGCGACGGGUACCAGUAUCUGGACAGCCCGCACACCUGCAAGCUGUGCCGCUACGACCUGCGGCCCAACCUGGACCACACGGGCUGCCUGCCCGUGCCCAUCGUCAAGCUGGAGUGGAGCUCGCCCUGGGCCGUCAUCCCCGUCCUCCUCGCCGUCCUGGGCAUCCUGGCCACCUUCUUCGUGGUGGUGACCUUCGUGCGCUACAACGACACGCCCAUCGUCAAGGCGACGGGGCGGGAGCUGAGCUACGUGCUGCUGACGGGCAUCUUCCUGUGCUACGCCACCACCUUCCUGAUGAUCCUGACGCCGGACGUGGGCGUGUGCGCCCUGCGGCGCGUCUUCCUGGGCCUGGGCAUGAGCAUCAGCUACGCCGCGCUGCUCACCAAGACCAACCGCAUCUACCGCAUCUUCGAGCAGGGCAAGGUGUCCAUCAGCGCGCCCCGCUUCAUAAGCCCCGCCUCCCAGCUGGUCAUCGCCUUCAGCCUGAUCUCCCUGCAGCUGCUGGGCGUGUGCGUCUGGUUCCUGCUGGACCCGCCGCAGGCGCUGGUGGACUACGAGGACCAGCGCACCGCCAACCCCGAGCUGGCGCAGGGCGUGCUCAAGUGCGACAUCUCGGACCUGUCGCUCAUCAGCCUGCUGGGCUACAGCAUGCUGCUGAUGGUCACCUGCACCGUCUACGCCAUCAAGACGCGCGGCGUGCCCGAGACCUUCAACGAGGCCAAGCCCAUCGGCUUCACCAUGUACACCACCUGCAUCGUCUGGCUGGCCUUCAUCCCCAUCUUCUUCGGCACCGCGCAGUCCGCCGAGAAGAUGUACAUCCAGACGGCCACGCUGACCAUCUCGGUGAGCCUGAGUGCCUCGGUGUCGCUGGGCAUGCUCUACAUGCCCAAGGUGUACGUGAUCCUGUUCCGCCCCGAGCAGAACGUGGCCAAGCGCGCCCGCAGCCUGAAGGCCGUGGUCACCGCCGCCACCAUGUCCAGCAAGCUCAACCCCAAGAGCGGCAUGCGCCCCAACGGCGAGGCCCAGACCGAGCUGUGCGACAGCCUGGAGACGCACGGUAUGCCAGCCAAGCAAACGUACAUCAGCUACAGCAACCAUGCCAUUUAGAGGAGGUGAGCCGCGUCCAAACGUGCAUGUUAAACCAGGUGUUAGGACGGUGUUUCUGCUGAAGGGCCCGGAGAUGUGGAAAGCACUAGGAAUGGGGUGAAGGGAAGAAAUACACUUAAGAGAGAGAGAGAAGAAGAAGAGAGAGAGAGGAAAAAAAAUAUAAACUGAAAUACAAUUUAAAAACUGUGAGGCGACUUUGAGGGGACUCCGCGUGGCCACGGUGUGCCUCGCAGUGCUGUAGGGAAGGGCCCUUUUUUUGUGCAGUGGCGGUAAAACGUCGACCUCGCCUCGACGGCAGUUGGACUGGCGGCCUUGUUUCCAUGGCAACCGGCAGCACCGGGCGAUCUCUUGGGGCCCGGGGAGGAGGACUUGAUCUCUCUCUCUGGAGUUCUGCGUCACUGCGUGUUUUCCUGUCCGACACGUCCUCCGCCGGAGUCCGCAGGAACUUCUGCUCUCUCUGAGGGCAACGUGCGGAAACAGGAAGUUUAAAAAAAAAAAAACCACACUAAAAAAAAAAAAGAAGAAAUAAAAAAAGAGGCAGUUUUAUUGUACGCAGUGUUGUGUUUUUUUCCAAAUGGUGUGAACCAUUAAUAGAGCUGCUUUAUAUUCUUUGCGACGGUACAGAAGGGCUGAAGAAGAGAAGAGAUCCACCCUGUUCUUCUUUUCGGUUGUUUUGGCGUUCGGGUCUAUAGUUAUUAAAUUGUGGCCAGGCUGGACGCACUUGACGUCAAAUUCAGAGUUGAUACGAUCUCAUACAUAAAUAUGCAGCAACCAUUCAGGUUAGUUUCACUGUAGUUUUUACCUUUUGUAUUGAAAUAAAGGUGGGGCUAUCAAUUACUCAGACAAAAUACAUAACGGUUUUGUUCCUACAGUAAUGCCGAUGUCAAUUUCAGCAAGCUUCUACCACACACUUAAGAUAACAAUAAAAGGGAUUAUUUAUGUUUUUGCUUCCUUGUUUAGUGGAAAAAUAUAUAUAUAACAAUGGGGAUGAUGCAAUGUGACUGUCUCUAUGGUCAUUGUUUACUGACGUUAGCAUGCCUGUCUAAAAAAAAUACAUGUCUGUACUGUGUGGUCUAAGUCUACGGAAUGAAGACUAUGGUAGAGGCUUUACAAGUGUUGUUGCUACUAGGGUCCAAGCCAAUCCCAGACUGGUCAGGGUCAGUUUGAACUCAUUUUUAUUUUUUUUGUUUUGUUUUGUUUUGUUUUUUUAAAAUAGAGAUGACUGCCACCCUGCGCUAUGAGCUAACACUGCCCCCCUGACACAACGAUCUCAGAACAGGUCAGGGCUUUAGAAACCACUCCCCUAUGCUGUCACAAUAUUCAUCUGUAAGGAUGUCAGACGUGGAAUAAUAAUAAUAAUAAUAAUAAUAAUAAUAAUAAUAAUAAUAAUAAUAAUGAUUUUGCAUAGUAUUACAUAAAUGCAUUUAUAUAUAAUUCUUUUUUUUUUCUUUUUGUUGCUAAAUUCACACAGGAAGUUAAUGAGAGGUGCAGAUACAUAACAGGGCAGUUAAUCUCAAAGCAAUUAAGUCAAUAAGAAAAGGCGAAAUGCCAGAGCUGGAGGGGUAAAACCUGCACUCAUAAAAUAAUUGUCCCUGCCAAUAAUAAUAAUCUUUUUUUUUUUAAACGGCAGGAUGAACGCAUCUCUCGCUCUAUUGGUGUCACAGGCGCGCAUAAGAAACGCCUCCUACGCGAGACUAACGCGGAAGUGUUCUGCAGCAUUGCACGAGCGCCAUACCGCUCGCAUCAUUCAUACGACGUCUCCUCCGUUUCCUCCCGUCAGUCGGCUUCUCGUGCAAAAGUCGCAAUGCUCUGUCCGAGCGAUCGCCUUCGCAAAAUUCCACGCUCCGAGACAAAAAAAAAAAAAACGGGAGAACGUCAGGGAGUAUUAGGACCAAUGGUUUCAUAUCGUACUCAAGGAAGUGCGACUGGAGAGGAGUUUUAACAUGUAAAUGUGACGAACAAACUGCUUUGAUUUCAAUGUUUAGAACUGUCCGCUCUUUGCUUUGACUAAACUGCAAGCAGGGAAAUCCAGUGUUGUUUAUUUUUAUUUUUUAAAUUUCUCCAUCUCUUAAGAAAUAUUGUGAGAUUGCUUGUGAUUGUGUGUACAAUAAUUUACUGCUUUUAAUUUUCCCUAUGUUUUAUCACUCCCAAUGUGGUCAGUGUUGCACACUAGCAUAUGUGAGUGCACACCAAAUUCAAUGGCAAGUUCAUGUACUUUAUUAAAAUGGAUUGAUGUCUGCUUUAUGUACUGAAACAUUAAAAAAGGAAAAGAAAAAUGGAAAAAAUACAGUGCCUGGAUAAUUAUGACCUAUAAAUCUAUAAAUCAUGGAAUAGAGUGUGAAGCAUGUUCAUUUUUAUACAAGAUAUUUCUAAUAAAAAAAUGUUUUGCAAUA
Anguilla rostrata (American eel) is the source of this 7178-nucleotide messenger RNA. RefSeq names its product metabotropic glutamate receptor 4-like. Gene Ontology annotation, biological process: G protein-coupled glutamate receptor signaling pathway; regulation of synaptic transmission, glutamatergic. The transcript has 11 exons. Lineage: Eukaryota; Metazoa; Chordata; Actinopteri; Anguilliformes; Anguillidae. The record is from RefSeq and is a predicted model, not a curated record. The coding region runs from base 2035 to 4785 and encodes 916 amino acids. Gene Ontology annotation, molecular function: adenylate cyclase inhibiting G protein-coupled glutamate receptor activity. Gene Ontology annotation, cellular component: plasma membrane.